Myotis brandtii (Brandt's bat) is the source of this 570-nucleotide messenger RNA. RefSeq names its product zinc finger protein 470. Lineage: Eukaryota; Metazoa; Chordata; Mammalia; Chiroptera; Vespertilionidae. Gene Ontology annotation, biological process: regulation of DNA-templated transcription. The transcript is spliced from 4 exons. The annotation marks the transcript as partial. The record is from RefSeq and is a predicted model, not a curated record.
CUGCUUUGUCUCCCCCUCACAGGUGAGGACACUGACGCCUGAGAGAGGACAAAUAACCACUUCCAGGAGGAGCCAGGAUUCGGGCCCGGGGCCCUCGGACUCCAGAGGCCCCGCUGCACUGGCUCUCAUGCAGUCCCCUCCACCAGGGCUGGAGCUCUGCGCUCUCGGGGUAGAGCCCUUCGAAUGAGGAGCCAGGCAGAGGCGGCAAUGGGCAUUGACCUUCUUACAGUCAUGCCCCCGGACGCAGUGACUUUCCCAGAUGUGGCCAUAGACUUCUCCCAGGAUGAGUGGGAGUGCCUGAAUCUUUCUCAGAGGAUUCUGUACAGGAAGGUGAUGUUGGAGAACUACAGGACCCUGGUUUCCGUGGGUCUUUGCGUGUCUAAGCCAGACGUGAUCUCCUUGUUGGAGCAGGGUGAAGAGCCCUGGGUGACGGAUGGCAAGAUGGCAGGAGGCCUGUGCCCCCGUAAGUACAGGAUUGCUAGCACUGGGGAAGCUAUUCUCACGAUGUUUCUUCUCUCUAAGACUUGUUGGACAACAACUCUAAAAGCCCCUCCCAAAUGGAAACAUCUU